Molecule: messenger RNA, 1269 nt
Organism: Colletotrichum abscissum
Lineage: Eukaryota; Fungi; Ascomycota; Sordariomycetes; Glomerellales; Glomerellaceae
Exons: 3
Coding region: 1-1269 (422 amino acids)
Biological process (GO): snRNA transcription by RNA polymerase III; snRNA transcription by RNA polymerase II
Cellular component (GO): snRNA-activating protein complex
Molecular function (GO): RNA polymerase III type 3 promoter sequence-specific DNA binding; RNA polymerase II cis-regulatory region sequence-specific DNA binding
Source: RefSeq, a predicted model, not a curated record
AUGUCGGUAGAAGACUCCUCGCCAUGCUCCCCGCGUGCCAACUCCACCACACGACCACGCAAGAUUUGGACCCCUGAAGAAGAUGUGACAUUAAAGACGCUCGUUGCUCGCUACGGAGACGCACGAGGUCCCCAGGGGCAUUGGAAAGAUAUUGCCGCUGCACUCCAAGACCGCACUGCCAAGGACUGUCGGAAGCGAUGGUUUCAUUCUCUUGAUCCGUCCAUCAAAAAGGGUCGGUGGACAGUAGAAGAAGAUCAGAUUCUCUUGUCGGCUUACGCUCGAAUGGGCCCUGCAUGGCACGACAUCGCCCUCCUGAUACCUGGGAGGAAGGAUGACCAAUGUUCGAAAAGAUACAUGGAUAUCUUGAGUCCAAAAGUCAAAGACCGCCUUAGUGGAUGGUCGCCACAAGAAGACGAAGUUCUACGAGAAGGUGUUCGAACGCUAGGUCACCGGUGGUCUGCUUUAUCGGCAAAGCUGCCAGGCCGGCCACCUCUCACCUGUCGUAACAGAUGGCGAGCACUUUCAAAAACAUCCAAAAGGCCUCUGACUACAGGAACACCCUCCCCCCGGUCGCCUGCCACAAGGAAGCGUGGCGAUGCCAUGGCAUUUGAUGCACCCGAACCCUCUUUAAACUCGCUCCUAGUAGCAACUGGAGCUGAUACCGACAUCGGAAACGUCAUCGAUAUCAAUGGUAUAGUCACAUCUAUGGUGGAAAUGAGCACAGGGCUAGAUACGGACGACUUUCGCUUCGUCGGCGAUGCAGUGUCUUACAAUUCAAUCCUACACCAGUCCCAACUCAGCUCAAAUCUUCCGCCAAGCUUGGAUCUUGGCCACCUAUCCGAACCGCUGCACCAGUCUCUGAGGGAACCCACCUCAAACAGUCACAACAGCACUCCUAAAGAAUGGAGAUCGAACAAAUUUGAUACAGAGAUACCGCAAACAAAUCAGUCUUCUACAGUGCGCAACUUAGAGACAUCGUUCUCGGUUCCAGAUAUCACUUUGGAGACCCCAGCUCUCUCACCAGAUCCAAUCUGCUCAAGGAUAUCCCCAUCUCAGUACCUCUACGCCUUCUCUGAUGGCAACCUGCCAAGUCAGCCGACGGGUCCUUCUAUAGAUGUAGAACCACCACAACAAGUUGUACACCACCACCAUCAUUAUCACCACCACUACCAUCAUCAUCACCAUCAUUAUCAUGAGACGGAAGAGAACUUAAAUGGUUCUUUGAGGCAAUUAGAGAUAGAAGCAGAGACACAAUCUCUUCAGUCUUAA